Messenger RNA from Vitrella brassicaformis, 1939 nucleotides. The record is from the annotation of a GenBank genome assembly. NCBI's taxonomy places the organism in Eukaryota, Vitrellaceae.
ACCUCCUUUCCACAUCUGGCUCAGCUGCUACGGGCGCUGUUGGUGCUUGCUGCAGUCGUUUUAUUGAAGACCGCGUCAGCUGCGAUGGAGCGUCCCGUUCCCCUCCUCUCAGACGGCUCAGUUAGUGCCACAGCUUGACCGAGUGGGUGCUCCCAUACUGCCUUGUGUCCUAGAAUGCAUGGAGCGAAUGACCACCAGACGACAUGGCCAUGAUCUGCAUGUAUGCGGCCGUCGUUCGCAGCGCAUUGCAUAUCCUCCUCUCUGCUGCAUCUGCCCUCUGCGUGCUGCGUGUUGCGUGUCCGGGUUGCAUGUUAGGGUGCCUGUUUCAUGUUGGACAGACCGACAGGGGACUUGGCCGUCAGGCCACCUAGGAUGCUGCCUGAAACCGCUGCAUGAUCUGCGCUCGUAUGGUCACUCUGCUGCUGUUUUGGGUUCUCACAUCCUCGGCAAUGCCGCCGGCCGUUGCCUUUCUCCCCUCGCACCGCAUCAUGUCGCAUCAGCCCUUUCACAGGCACCUGGUGCCGUCCGUUCAGCCUCUCGCCCAGCCACGGCAAAGAAUAUUUCAGCGGGUAGCCACCUGGCGCCAUGCUGAGGAAGGUCAAACGUCUGGACAGCUUGUGGGAGAGGCGUUGUGGGAGCGCCUUGUGGGGGAGAAGGAUCUGAUUAUAGACGGCUGGCUUUACACUUACCUGUCCACGAUUGAGAAGGUCAACGCAUUUGCCAUCUUCGAAAACUUCGUGGCCAACGCGCUCGUCAACAGCGGCCUUCAAGACGGAUGGACCUACGAGUGAGUAUGUGUGUGUGUGGUUAGAUGCAGUCGGGCAGAAAGAAGCUUGAAUGAAGGACUUGUGUGAGCGAGCACUCGUGUGUCCACUCUAUGGAAUGGUGUGUAUCAAUCAAUGUGUGUAGGAAUGUGAUCUGCACGCCCCAGCUGGAGCAAAUUGAGGCGCUGGGAGGGAUCAUCAACCAUCGGAGCCUCGAUCAGGUAAGCGGCUCUGCCUGCCUGCCUGCCUGACUGUUGAUUCAUCCGUGUGUGUAGGUGGGUGACCACACACUGCGUUUGAUGGUCGACACACACCACAAGUGCUGCAAAGAUGAGCGACACUUCGUCGACUUCUACCAGGACCUGUCCGAAGAACUCGCCAAACGUGAGCGGGCAGAAGCAUCGCACACUGUCGUCAAAUUCGCCUCUCUCUCUCUCUCUCUCUGUGUGUGUGUGUGUGUGUGUGUGUAUGUGGCGUUGGCCUUAUUGCAACCUGCAGCUGAGUACGACUUGUGGGGCAUUUGUCAGCCCAUCUACAUCAGAAUGCCUCAGGACGACCUCUGCCGUGCCAUGGUCAGCACGCACACACACUCACACAAACGGCCCCCUGCCGACUCGAUUGCCUACGUGUGUCGUACGUAUUUGUAUGGCUUGUGCAUUCACUCACUCACGCAGGAGAUCAUCAUUGGGUCGAUGGGCCUCGAGACAUCCCGGAAGGACUUCCACGGGCCGAUUGACAGACAAAUGGAGCUAUUCGAGCAAGACCGGCAGGCGAAACUCAAGAGGCUUGCUGAGCAGAAGAUUUGAUGGGCAACAUGGAAGCUGGCAGUCCAUCCCACAGAGAGAGGGCGGGGGACUUAUCAAUCCACACACAAGUGCGCACCAGGGUUGUGCGUCGGUUGUGGUCUGCCCAUUAGAUCGUGUGUCUUGCCUGCGCUCGCUGUCCAAUUGUCGCCUAGCGAUGCGAUGGAGGUGUACAAUGAGCGUCUUUGCUGUCUGUCUUAUUUGUCCUCAGCUUAAUUUGUGAGGAAUUAGCACUGUUAGAUGUGGACCGAUUCUCACCGCACCGGCAGAUCGACCAGACCACUACCAUGAUGACAUGACGGCCACGUUCACGUGCAGCCAGUGUAUCGCGUCUCUACGUCAUGUAGACAUGCGAUGAACGAAUGGAGUGCG